This is a messenger RNA of Schizosaccharomyces cryophilus OY26, 1500 nucleotides long. Its product is annotated as xap-5-like protein. The transcript is spliced from 5 exons. Gene Ontology annotation, cellular component: nucleus. The record is from RefSeq and is a predicted model, not a curated record. Gene Ontology annotation, biological process: chromatin organization. The coding region runs from base 43 to 912 and encodes 289 amino acids. NCBI's taxonomy places the organism in Eukaryota, Fungi, Ascomycota, Schizosaccharomycetes, Schizosaccharomycetales, Schizosaccharomycetaceae.
CCAAAGUUUACAACACUGUUGCUUUUUACAAAAUUCAAGGUUAUGAGCGGUUAUGAGAAUGCAGAUGAGUUACUUGAUCUUUUAAGAAAGCAAACUACUGGCUUAGUUCAUUUGGAAGAUUAUCGACGGGUAAAACAAGGAAUUGCUGAAAAAAAAGAAAAGGAUGCACUUUCACAGACAAAUCAAAAGAUCAAAAAGAAAAAAGGUGUUUUGAGUAAAAAUGUGAAGAAGCAGUUGCAACUAAAUAAGGGCAAAUUGUCAUUUGGACAGGAAGAAACUGAAGAAGAAACAGACGAUAGAAUUCAAGAAAUAACUUUAAAAAAGAAACAUAUUGGAAAGGAUCCUACUGCUAAUACCUCGUUUUUACCAGACGCUGAAAGGGAAGCUUUAGAGGAAGCAAGGAAAGAAGAAUACCGGAAACAAUGGUUAGAAGAACAGGAGAGAAUCAAGGAGGAAGAAAUUUUGAUUCCUUUUCUAUACUAUGAUGGUACCACUACUCGAUAUAGUGUUAGGAUUCGCCUGAAAGAUUCGGUAGGUCACAUACUGUCUAAUAUGAAAGAUCAAAUCCCAGGUCUAAAACGCGUCUUGGAUAUGGAUAAAUUCCUUUUAGUUCAAUCUGAUUUGAUUAUCCCUCAUCAUCACGAGUUGUAUUACUUUUAUCUGAACAAAGUCCAGGGCCCAAACGGAGCUCUGUUUGACUUUGACGCUUUGCGAUGCCAAAAUUCAGAGGUGGCAGCAACUCUGCAGUUGCCAGAAAGGAAGAUCCCUCAUUUAGUUCUUAAGUCGUUUUAUAUGGAAUAUAGACAUGUCUUUCCGUGCAAUUGUUGGGAGAUGUUUGACUCUAGGAAAAACUAUUCUCAGCAAAGAAAUGAAGUCAACCCAAAUGCUGCAUUAUUCUACAGAACAGGUUGACAAAGUUGACGAAAAAACUAGAAGAUGAUGUCCGUUCUAAUUAUAUAAGUAAUUAUUUAUUGCUAUUCCUUUAUGCUUUUUGGAUGAAACUUGAAUUGUUGAAGGAUAGGUGAAAUCAAAAAUAUCUGAAGUUAAUUAUACAACCACUGCAGCAAAUAAAGAUAUGAAAUGAAUGACACCAAAGUAUUUGAAUAGAGAAUUUUUAAACUUUGGCAAGUUCUUUUCACUGCUUUGUGGAUUCUCAUAUGGAUAAGCAUGUAUAUAUAUCCAUGUGAUUGAAGGACCUCGAGGUGAAUGAAUCUUCAGUUUGUAUCAUGUCUACUCUUUGAGGAAAGCAUUUUACUUGUUCUUAAUUGGAGCUCUCUCCUUGAUUUUUCAGAAGAAAAAAAAAAAGUUAAAGCCAACAAAAGUCAGAAAGCGUCCAUUAGCUUUCAUGAUAACUUAAUACAAAACCUUUGCUACGUUAGAAGCAAAAAUAUAUGCAAACAUUGAUCAAUUAGAGAUUAGACAUCAAGAAUGUACUUACUUUUAGAACAAUUGCAAUAAGAGCAUGCUUCAUCGUUUGCAAUCUUUGAAUGGAAUCUUUAC